This is a messenger RNA of Cajanus cajan (pigeon pea), 811 nucleotides long. Its product is annotated as ethylene-responsive transcription factor ERF084-like. NCBI's taxonomy places the organism in Eukaryota, Viridiplantae, Streptophyta, Magnoliopsida, Fabales, Fabaceae. Gene Ontology annotation, molecular function: DNA binding; DNA-binding transcription factor activity. The record is from RefSeq and is a predicted model, not a curated record. Gene Ontology annotation, biological process: regulation of DNA-templated transcription.
UUAAACCUUCCCGUAACGAUGAACGGCGAAGUCUUCUUACACGCGGUCGCAACCACCGCCACCGCCACCACUAACUUUUCUCUUCCCAAGCCCGAAACGGCGUCGUCGGAGUCGCUCGAAGGAAUCGCCGCGGUGGUGGGAGAACGCGUCCUCUUCGGUCCCCCGCACCGCGCAACAACGCCGGAGCCGAAGAAGAGCGGCGGCGCGCCGGCGAGCAAGAGCUACCGAGGAGUGAGGAAGAGGCCGUGGGGGCGGUGGUCGGCGGAGAUCCGCGACCGUAUCGGGCGGUGCCGGCACUGGCUGGGGACGUUCGACACGGCGGAGGAGGCGGCGCGUGCGUACGACGCGGCGGCGCGGCGACUGAGAGGCGCGAAGGCGCGUACGAACUUCAAGAUUCCGUCGGUGUUGCCGCUAUUGGCUUCGGAAGGGGUUAGUGGUGGUUCCGUGAAGGCGAAAAGUGGUCGCAGUAACGCGAGGAAGUGUUCCUCUGUGGAACAAUUGUUCAGUGUGGUGCCUCAGCUUCAAAGAGAUAAUAACAACAAUGGUGUUGUUGAGAAUGGGAGUGUGGAGGUUGAUUUGAAGCUUGGUGUGAAUGUUAACUUUGGCGUUACGAGUGCUAGAAUGGUGGUUUAGGUUAUAUAGUGUAAUAUAUGUAAACAUGUUACUUCUCACCUGAAGCUAGUGCUUUCUUUUUGUUUUAGUGGGCUUUGGUGGUGCAUCAAUGUUUUCACUAAACCUGGAAGAAUUAUAUAUGUACUUGAAUGAGUGAGUUAAGGGCUUUGUCUUGAAUGAACUAUGCAGUAUGCUUGAA